AUGUAUCUAUCUAUCUAUUUAUCUAUCUAUCUAAGAAUGUGCUUAUUUCUCUAUGCUUAUCUAUCUAUAGUUGUUCAUUUUAGUCUGUUCAUAUCUAUCUAUCUAUUUAUCUAUCUAUCUAAGAAUUUUCUAUCUAUCUAUCUAGAAUGUUCAUUUUAUAUGUUCAUAUCUAUCUAUCUAUCUAUCUAUUUAUCUAUCUAUCUAAGAAUGUGCUUAUUUCUCUAUGCUUAUCUAUCUAUAGCUGUUCAUUUUAGUCUGUUCAUAUCUAUGUAUCUAUCUAUCUAUCUAUUUAUCUAUCUAUCUAAGAAUGUGCUUAUUUCUCUAUGCUUAUCUAUCUAUAGUUUCUGUUCAUAUCUAUGUAUCUAUCUAUCUAUCUAUUUAUCUAUCUAUCUAAGAAUGUGCUUAUUUCUCUAUGCUUAUCUAUCUAUAGUUGUUCAUUUUAGUCUGUUCUAUCUAUCUAUCUAUUUAUCUAUCUAUCUAUCUAUUUAUCUAUCUAUCUAUAGCUGUUCAUUUUGUGUUCUUAUUUCUCUAUCUAUUUAUCUAUCUAUAGUUGUUCAUUUUGUUCAUUUUGUUCAUAUCUAUGUAUCUAUCUAUCUAUCUAUUUAUCUAUCUAUCUAA
Acanthosepion pharaonis is the source of this 618-nucleotide messenger RNA. The record is from the annotation of a GenBank genome assembly. Lineage: Eukaryota; Metazoa; Mollusca; Cephalopoda; Sepiida; Sepiidae.